Peromyscus californicus insignis is the source of this 5487-nucleotide messenger RNA. RefSeq names its product solute carrier family 41 member 2 (gene Slc41a2). The record is from RefSeq and is a predicted model, not a curated record. The transcript is spliced from 11 exons. Gene Ontology annotation, biological process: monoatomic cation transport. Lineage: Eukaryota; Metazoa; Chordata; Mammalia; Rodentia; Cricetidae. Gene Ontology annotation, molecular function: monoatomic cation transmembrane transporter activity. Bases 718 to 2436 code for a protein of 572 amino acids. Gene Ontology annotation, cellular component: plasma membrane.
CUCCCUUACGGGUCAAAGUUAAGUUCAAGGUUUGACUGUGACACAGAAGAAAUACAAGGAUAAACAGGGCAGUGUCUACCUCAAAAGCCGCUAAAUCACCGCUGUCCCAGUCCGGUGAAAGCUUUGGUUUGAGGCCAUAGAGUAGCCUCAGGAUCAAACUGAGCAGCUUUCCCCUGGAGUCGGUGCCCUAGGGCUCACACCUUUGUGGGGUGGGGUGAGGUGGUGGGAGCCCCACCAGCUGAAUCGCAUAUAAUAGGUGCCUAACAAACAGUCAUCGAAGCAGCUCCCGGUUUUCCUUGGCAGAUUCUGGCUCAAGUCUACCUCGACUACCAAACUCGAGCGUGGGCAAACCAAAAGGCUCGGCUGGGCAGCGCCCGCCCGUGCACUUGGCUCUGACCCUGCCAGGCGCUAGGAGGGCGUGACGCGCUGCCCGCACGUCUCCUCCCCGUCCUUUGGCCUCCGAGAAGCGCGCAACGACUCCCACGUCCUCGGUUGAAUUCCGGUCCGUAAGGAACACGAAGCCGGACCCCGGCGAGGCCCGGGCCGACAGAGCGAUUGAAUCCCUCUCUGGAACUUCUGAAUGUUUUUUACUAGUGGGAACAUUUUCUACACAGCAAAGCUGAUGGCUUAAUUUUGGCAAGUGCUGGUGUGGCUUUGGUUCUGCUAUGCUUCACGAAGCUUGAGUCUGAAGGAUACAGGGCUUUCUGGGAUGACAAUAUGACUCACAGUAAAGGAAGAUCUGUCACUCACAAGACAAGUGGGAAUCCAGACACUGGAGGAGGCUUUGUAGACUGGACUUUAAAUUUCAACACAAUUCAGUCGGACAAGUUUUUAAACUUGCUUUUAAGCAUGGUGCCAGUCAUUUACCAGAAGAACCAGGAAGACAGGCAUAAAAAAGCAAAUGGCAUUUGGCAGGAAGGAUUGUCAGGUGCAGCGCAGAACUUCAGCAAGAGAUCAGAGCCACAUCUGGACUACCACGAGUUCUCGGAGCAGGCCUUCCUCGGCGGCAGCGGGCACGCUCCAGCCAGCUGCAGCCCCAAGUAUGACGACUACGCCGGCUAUAACUACUGUGAUGGGAGGGAGGCUUCGGAAACCACCGCCAUGCUACAGGAUGAAGAUCUGUCCAGUGAGGGCGAUGAUGUUAUUGUGGAAACAAACCAGAAGCUGCCGAGGGAGUCCAGCGGCAUCAUGGCUCUGCAGAUUCUCGUGCCGUUCUUGCUGGCUGGGUUUGGAACAGUUUCUGCUGGCAUGGUUUUGGACGUAGUACAGCACUGGGAGGUGUUCAAGAACGUGACUGAAGUCUUCAUCUUAGUCCCUGCACUUCUUGGUCUCAAAGGGAACUUGGAAAUGACACUGGCUUCUCGGUUAUCCACUGCGGUAAAUGUUGGGAAGAUGGACUCACCCAUUGAAAAGUGGAAUCUAAUCAUUGGCAACUUGGCUUUAAAGCAGGUCCAGGCCACAGUGGUUGGUUUUUUAGCGGCCGUGGCAGCGAUCAUAUUGGGCUGGAUUCCAGAAGGGAAAUAUUACCUCAGCCAUUCCAUCCUUCUGUGCUCUAGCAGUGUGGCCACCGCCUUCAUUGCGUCGCUUCUGCAGGGAAUAAUAAUGGUUGGAGUUAUCGUUGGCUCAAAGAAGACAGGCAUAAACCCUGACAACGUGGCCACACCCAUUGCUGCUAGUUUUGGUGAUCUGAUAACUCUUGCCAUAUUAGCUUGGAUAAGUCAGGGUUUGUACUCCUGUCUUGAGACAUAUUAUUACAUUUCACCGUUAGUUUGUGCCUUUUUCUUGGCCCUGACACCUAUCUGGAUUAUAAUAGCUGCCAAACACCCAGCUACCAGGACAGUGCUCCACUCGGGCUGGGAGCCCGUCAUAACAGCCAUGGUCAUAAGCAGCAUUGGGGGCCUUAUUCUGGACACAACUGUAUCUGACCCAAACUUGGUUGGGAUUGUUGUUUACACGCCAGUUAUCAACGGUAUCGGUGGCAAUUUGGUGGCCAUUCAGGCUAGCAGAAUUUCUACCUACCUCCAUUUGCAUAGCAUCCCUGGGGAACUGCCCGAAGAACCCAAAGGUUGUUCCUACCCGUUCAGGACAUUCUUUGGUUCAGGAGUGAACAAUAAGUCUGCCCAAGUUCUUCUGCUCCUAGUGGUUCCGGGCCACUUGAUUUUCCUCUACACAAUUCACCUGAUGAAGAGUGGCCACACCUCUCUGACUGUAGUCUUUGUUGUUGUGUACCUACUUGCUGCUGUGCUACAGGUGUUCACCUUGCUGUGGAUCGCCGACUGGAUGGUCCAUCGCUUCUGGAGGAAAGGGAAGGACCCGGACAGCUUCUCCAUCCCCUACCUGACGGCACUGGGUGACCUGCUUGGGACAGCUCUGCUGGCCUUAAGUUUCCAUUUUCUCUGGCUUAUUGGAGACCAUGAUGGAGACGUUGGGGACUAAUGGAUCCUAGAAGCUGUUGCGGGGUCACCCAGGAGGAGAACACAAGGCAGCCACUGCUGCCCCUCCCCAACACUCUUCACCUGUUGUGUGACUUAUGCCGGGGUAGUCUGCGGUUCACCCUGACUCCAUAAUGGCCUUAACGUACUUUUUAAGGAAUUUGUGCUGAAACCACAAUGAACGGUAUUUGUGCUGCUUUUUGUAGAAUAAAUAAUUUGACACAGACAUAGAUACAAGCUCACACUCUGAAGUUAAUUAGGAAAGAAUAUAGGAUGUUUACAAUGAAUAAUUUUGAAACCACAGAGCUAGCAGAAGUAUGCUUUAUUAUUAAGUUAUAGCGCGAGGUUAGAGGCAAGGGAGCCUUAGCCGCCUUUGUCCCACAGCUGUGUCCCUGCAGCGGAUGCUGUGACGGGAAAGGACCAGCCGAGCUUCCCGAAGUGUUAAUUAUGCCCUCCUCCGCGGGAGCAAGGCUGCCAAUCACUUAUUCCUAAACUGACUAAUUCCUUCUGCUGAACACGUGACAAACUGACUUGUACUCGUGUGUAAAACUGCCCUGUGCCAAUGUCCAUUUUAUUUCAAGUUCUCAACAGGUGAUGCUUUAAGAGAGGGGCUCGCCAUGCCGCCCCCGCAGGACUUUAAUUUGUAGGCCUCUUGCUCUGGUUCCCUCCUCCUGACUCUAAAAGCAAUGGGCCGUUUUGUUCAUUUGGAAAAUGUUGAUCUGAUUUAGAAAAUGGUCAUCAGAGCAGAAAAUCAGUUGAGCUGUAUUUGUGGGCACAGGAUGGGGUGUGUGUGUGUGUGUGUGUGUGUGUGUGUGUGUGUGUGUGUGUGUACAUACAUGUGUGAACAUGUAUGUAUGCAUGCGUAUGUUAGAGAGUGUGAGCAUGUAUGAGCAUAUGUGAGUGUAUGUGUGCUCAUGUGUGCAUGUGUGUGUACAUGCGAACAUGUGUGAGCAUAUGUGCAUGCAUGUGUGCAUGUGUGAAGAGAGAGACAGACACAGAGACCAGAGAGUAAGACAGAGAUAGACAGAUAAACAGACAAAGUAAUUCCUUUUUCUUAAGUAAGUACCAUUUAAUAAAACAGAGACCUAAGAUUUGGGAAGCGCAGGCGACCCUGUUGCUCUGUUGGGCCCCCUACCUGUCUGUCAUCCCUCCAAAGGAGACGCUGUGGCUUACCUCAGUCAGCAUCUCCUCACGGGCUCCACCUACAGGGACCAUCUCAUUUACGUGGCUGUAGUUCUCAAACAGUUCCCUGAAGCUCCAGCCAGUCUCCUCUCGCCUGACUUGCACCUGCCAGUCGAUGGGAAGCCCUUUUUGAUCGCUUAGCGCUCAAGAGAACUGCAGUGCAGUCUUUGAAGACCGUUAAAUAUCUAAUAAUGAAACUGCCGAGGGAGGAGAGUGCCCGUGACGUGGACUGUCACGGUGAGUUGGUGUUGUGUGACCAGCGGGUGGUAUGUAAGUCCAUCGAGGAAGCGUUUUUAUUAUUGUGGAGGCUGUGGUUUAGAGUUCUAUAUUUUUGCUUACUUUUAAACUUCAUUCAAUUCUUCUGCCUUAUAAUCAGACUUUGAAGGCAUGGUUUGAACUAAUUAUGGAUCGCUCCUUUAGAGAGUUGUAAUGCCACAGAGUGAACAUUCUGACAAAAUAAGCAUAAAGUUUACAUUGAUGAAUAUUUAGUUGCAAAGAUUAUUUUAUGUUUUAAAAAAUUAAUAUACCUUUCUUUUAUUAUAAGGUACUUGUGAAUUUGGCUGUACGUUCUUUUGUUUUGAGACAGUCGUGCUCUGUCUCCCAGGCUGGUCUUGAAUCUGAGGCCUACCCACUGACUCGCAGAGUCAGUCCCAGAGUCAGCGCUGCCAACAGUGUUAGGCUGCUGUGUCUGUCACAUGGUCCAAGACACAUGCAGAUGCCAACAGCAGUCCUCUCCUGUCUGGAUCUUAGAGCAGGGACAGAGGAAUGCAGAGGAGUGACAUUUUUAAGAUUGCACAGUUGCAAAGCGGCCAGACUGUUCUAGACCUGUAGACUUUGCUGUGUCCAACCCCCCAAAGCACAUAAACUAUCCACCUCCUUACCCGAGAGGAAGCUGGCUGGAGAAAGUCCAGUCCAGUGUUCCUAGUCUCCAGAAUUGCAGGGAUGCCUCCACCGAAUGAGUCUUGGUGGUCAGCACAGCCAGCUCUGAGCUAGUCAUGUUCCUAAUGUCAGAGAGACCGUAAAGGAAAUAAUGAAUAUCAUACCUUAUAAAAUAUUUUCCACUUUAUGAUGAAGACUUUAGAUUAAAAAACAACACCUCAUUUCUUUUCCUUUUGUUGUUGUUUUGUGUUUCGAGACUGGAUUUCUCUGUGUAGCCCUAGCUGUCCUGGAACUCACUCUGUAGACCAGGCUGGCCUGAAACUCACAGAGAUCCUCCCGAGCACUGGGAUUGAAGGUGUGCACAGCCACCACCGCCUGGUGACGCCUCUAAGCACCAACCGUCUUCCUAGAGCUACUGGACCACGGGAGGCUAGCGGGCAGCUGAUGCUCGGCCUUUGUCAGGACAGCAAACCGUCUAAGAUGAAUGGAAUGGGCAAAACCAGACGCGGCCUGAGUGGGUUGUAAAAGGAUAUACAUUUCUUUAAAAACAACUGCAGAUCUUUGAAAGUCUUCAUGUCAGCAUAUACGUUUUAUUUACCCAUAAAAUUUAUUAUCAGUCUUAGGUAAACUAACAGUAUUUUUAUACCACGAAAAAACCCUACUUUCCAAAAUUCUUUUUCCACUAAUUUACCAGGCACAUUCUACCCACAGCUAAAUAAAUCAUAUUUUUUUAUUCUUGACCAUCCACCUUUUUUUGAAAUGUCCAAAGUUUCUUAGAGGCUGAUCAAGUAGAAACACAUGGUGGAUGUCUUGUGGAGACAUCAGAAAACCUCACACCAUAAGCUGUCCGUGAUGUAGCCAAAUGAGUCCUUUAAAGUCUCUCAGUGGUGGGGCAUCCCUUCCUCCCUGUGUCUAAGAUAUAGUUUACCCACUGACAGUGGGCUCUGGCACCUUGGAAUUGUGUAAACCCAGUCAAAAUAAAAUGUGAGAAGCA